UUAUGUCAAGUAUGUCUUCUAUACAUCUUUAAAUAGUCCUAUUUGAUUCUCUAACGCUAUCCAUAUAGGAAGACAAAACCAGGAAGGCAGAAGAACUCUUUGGACAAAAGAACAAGAUGAAGCUAUUGUCAAACUAGUACGGGCCCAUGGCACAAAGAAAUGGACCGUAAUCGCCAAACAUUUAGGAGAUAUUUAUAAUAUUUCUGGGAGAUCAGGCAAGCAAAUUAGAGAAAGAUGGAACAACCACCUCAACCCUGAUAUAAAGAAAGGUCCAAUUACUCUUCAAGAAGGUGUGAAGAUCUUCAAGUUCCAUCAUGACCUUGGGAACAAAUGGGCGGAUAUUACAACUCACCUACCUGGUAGGACUGAUAACACGGUGAAAAACUACUUCUAUGCGACCGUGAGGAGGCAUCUCAGGAAGAUCAACAAGUGCUUAAGAAACAACAAAUUCUGUGAGAUAUUUAAUAUCCAAGCCAAACAGAUACAGUUGAAAUUUUUAGUAGACGCUCUCGACUCAGGAGAUCUGGAUUACUAUCAAAUUAGGAAAAUAGAGAAUAAAGAGCUAAUGGGGCUCUCCAAGAAGAAAUCUGGGAUAACAGUAUCUAAAAUUUCAGGAAAUGAAAAGCAAAUGCUUAAUAAUCUUGAUGGUAGGGGCAAACCCUUAGAUAAGAACUUAGAGCUGUUUAAAAAUAUGCUACAAUUAAUAGAAGUAGACCUUAGUGAUGAAGCUGCUGAAAAUCAUUCAGAAGAACAGAAAAGCGAUAAUGAUAAUGACCUACAGUCUAUAUCCUUUAAGAAUGCUAAGAUAGAUACUGUUGAUCAGGAAAUUCUGGAUAAGCACACAUCUCAAGAUAGAAGGUGCUCCGCCCGUCUGAGGGAUUGCAAAUAUAAAAGACCCAAAAAUUCAGAAUUUGAAAGUUUCCAAGAUGAGGUAAAGGAAGAAGAGAACGAUGUCAACUUCAUUGACAUUCCAACAGUAGCCAAGCCUAAAAAGGUAGACAUGCUGGAUAAAGCUACAAGAUGAGAGGAAUACCAGAAGCAAUAUCUUUUAAGAAGAAGAAUGAGAAAGCAAGGUAAAUGGAACCCUAAGCUAAAAGAUUGCAGCUACUCUGGUUUGAAUAAAUCAAUGAAUUUUAAUCCUGAUCUUGAAGGAGGCUCAAAUAAAAUCUCAGUUACAACCAAAUUAUAUGUCAAGGUGGAUUAUAAUGAUGGACUAGAUUUAAAAAUUAACCCUACAAAUGAUGAAGUUCCAGGCAUUGGAGGAAGGCCAGAGGGAGUAAAUCUUAGUAUAUUUCCAAAUACUCCUACAUACUUCCAGAGCAUCCCAAUAUCUCCUAAACCAAUUUCUGAAAACAACAGCACGAAAACAGCUGAUUUUAAUUUUGCGAACCCAAAUCUACACCCUAUGAAGAGCCCUAAUUACGAUCAUUUCAGAAGAAAUGAAUUCAGAGUGCCGACUCCAGGCAGCCUAAAGCAUGAAUUACCAUUUAGGCCAAGUUUUGGAUCAACAAAUAGACCCCAUAUCAAUCCAGCUACCUCGUUAAGACAAGUCUUCGGAAAUGCUACGAGUAAUAAGAAUGAGAAAAGCAAUAAUGAUGCCACUGAUAAUGAUAAUAGUCAUAACAACCAGGCAGAUGAUUCUAAGCCACAACCACCAAAACUAGGUCCUAAGGGAUUGGAACUUGAUAUUAACGGGAUAACUUCAGGAUAUAUGACUGGAAAUCCUUUUGGAACUCCAUCUCCUCUAAAUUUCCCACAAUCAUGUAAUUCAAACUCGAUCUUUCCUCCAAAUACACCAGAUGAUGCGAAAUUUCCUGCAUUAGACAGUUCUAAACACUUUAACAGUAGAUUCAACAGAGAAGGAGGAAUUGGCAACAUGUUUGCUCCAAUACCUAGUCCAAAUGCAUUCUUCGAGAACAGAAGUGGACCUAAGAAUUUCCCAAUAAGCCCAGGAGGAGGAAUGUUUACUCCAUUUUCUUCAAAUCUCCAUCAAAAAGAUGGGAAGAAGUAGGAUUUUCAAUUAAAACCAGGGUCAUAAGUUUGUUCUAUACCUC
Moneuplotes crassus is the source of this 2054-nucleotide messenger RNA. Lineage: Eukaryota; Ciliophora; Spirotrichea; Euplotida; Euplotidae. The record is from the annotation of a GenBank genome assembly.